Molecule: messenger RNA, 2462 nt
Organism: Drosophila gunungcola (fruit fly)
Lineage: Eukaryota; Metazoa; Arthropoda; Insecta; Diptera; Drosophilidae
Product: trinucleotide repeat-containing gene 18 protein
Exons: 3
Coding region: 230-2383 (717 amino acids)
Source: RefSeq, a predicted model, not a curated record
UGGAUGGAUGGAUGGAGUUCGCUGAUGGCCACAGAAGCUACCGAAGCCACAGCUCCAGACGACAUCGUGGAUUAUUAGCGAGCGCAACUGGCGGACGCGUUUCAGUCGCUUUUUCAAGCGCGCGCAGCUCAAACGCAUCGAAAAAAACCUCUCGCAUUCGCUAAUUUAUUUUCUGUGAUCACUUUGUGGUUUUUGUGUUGCUAUUUAUUUUGAUGUGUGGGCCCAGACAAUGAGGAAUCUUUGCUGGCUACUUGCUGUUCCCAUGGCAAUUCUGCCCUUGGGCUGUGCCAUUGUGGGUGCAGGACGGGAUCUGCUGCUGACGCCCAAGCAGGGACUUCAGCUGACGGGCAAGCGCAUUUUCUACGAGGAGCCGGCGGAGGAGAGGGUGCAGAACCAGAACCACAGGCGGAAUCCUUUGGAGCGUCCCUGGGAGCGAACCCUGAAGCAUGUGACCUAUGUGACCCUCUUUACGGAUGCGGCACUUGGCGCAGCGGGCGGAAACCUGAGUCAGCUGCAUGAGUAUCACGACUUCCUGCAGACGCCCUAUAUUCCAGCGGACGGCCAGGGAGGAGGAUCGCCGGUGGGCGGAGGAGCGCCAUCCACGCGCUUCGGUGAUAUCGUAACCCUGGCCAAGGGCUAUCUGGAGCAGAUGGGACCGGAAACGGGAAAUGCAUCCUAUCGCUUUCUGGAGGGCGGCACUUGCUUCCAACUGAAGUGCCCCACCUCGAAUCCCAAUCAGCGACGGCGUGCCUUGUGGCAGGUGCAGCGCAUCCGUCAUCGGGAGGGCGACAAGGGUCGCAGUCACUACCACUACGAGAUGAAGUUCAGUGUGACGCCGCUGGAGAACAAAGCAUGGCAGGUGCACCAGCAGAUGAGCUACAUUCAGAAGGAGUCCGAUUAUCCAGCUAGUUUCGGGCGAUUGACCCACGAUCAGGGUUUCGCCCAAAGGCGCCAGGAUCGGGAGAGAUAUGGGGCAACGGGAGCAGCUGGAGCAGCUGGAACAGCCGGCAACGGGGAGCAAUCGCAGGCCACCUUUGUCCAUGGCAUAUUCCAGCCUGCACCGCCGCCUAAACUCAACAUUGGUGAGUACCUAAAGGGGGCGGUCCAGGCCCAAGGGAGUCCCAAAAUCGAGCUAUUUCCGGGUCUGUUCAAUCUGGGACUGCGUCCCAAUUAUGUGGCGCCCACCACCUUUCGGCCCAACUAUCCGGCGGCAUUGAAAUUCGGCACUCAUCCGGAACUGGAGCGGUUUCCUCCCAGUCACAACGGCAAUGUGGCUGCUCCUGGCGAGGUGGCAUCCACUGCGGGCGCCGUGACCCAUCAUUUCCAUCAUCAUUUCUAUGUGGCACCUGGAGCGGAGCACCCAGAGCACCCUUACCGCUUGCCCGCAAGCUCUUCUCCUCGUGAACCCAGCACUCCUCCCCAUCCAGUCACUGGUUUCUAUGCCCAUCAGCAGACAGUACAGUUUCCCAACUCCAAUUCGGGUUCGUCGGAAUCUCUGGAAGAUCAGGAACAGGACUUGCUGCUGCGUACGCCGCAGAUUUAUGGCCAGGCCUCCAAAUACCAGACGGCCAAGCUGCCACCGCUGCUGAUCUAUGCAGGCGGUGGUAGUCCUGGCGAUGAUGAGGACAAAUCCUUUGUGCAAAGCGAACCGCUGGAGGAGACAGUCUAUCGUUACUCCGAACCGGAUCCCUUGUAUGUGCACCAGAAUCCCAUCGAUGUGCUGCAUGAUAAGCCGCCAGCGGGUGAGAAGAUCGAAGGGGGGCAGGAUCAGCAGCAGGAGAGCCAUCCCCAGGAUGCUGACUUGGACUUGGAGGGCAAGAGCACAACUGCAGCACCUACGACCCCGGCAGCCACAACUCCCACAACCACCGAUGCAGCCACGACCACACAGGCUAGCCCCACGACCAGUAGCUCCAGUUUCGUGUCCACCUCCACGCACUUCAGUCCCCUGCGCUCCAUAAGUCGCUAUCGGACCACGCCCAAGAUCACGGCAGGUCGGUCCACCACUACCACCACUUCCACCAGCACGGAGCCACCGCUCAGCAAGUGGGCCAAGCGGCGCAAGGAGCAGGACAGCAAGGGCAAGAGCAGUCUGCGGCAUGAGGCCAUCGUCAGCAGCACCACCUCGAGCAGCACCACCAGCACUAGCACCACUACUACUACUACACAAAAGCCUACUACUACCACUACACAAUCUACUGCGCCACCGGCAGCACCAGUAGCUCCUCCACCACCUCCUCCGCCCAAGGAAGUGGUGGAGGUGCUCACCCAGAAGUCGGUUAGCCGAUCCGUAAGCAUCAAGGUGGGCGAGAACGGCGAGGAGAUACCCAUCUUUGUGGACGACGAGGAGAACGAGGUGAAGCCAGUACCAACUAAUCACUAACAGUCCACUCUUGAAUCAUACUUACUUAUGUGUAAGCCUAGUCGUAAGCAGAGAUAAUCCCCAACAAAUAAACGCUAUU